Molecule: messenger RNA, 1767 nt
Organism: Prorocentrum cordatum
Lineage: Eukaryota; Dinophyceae; Prorocentrales; Prorocentraceae
Source: the annotation of a GenBank genome assembly
AAGGCUUGCAGGGCCGCCCCGCCUGGCCGGAGGGGGCCGCGCGAGAGGCCGCCGCCCGCAGGGGGGCGGGGCCGCGCGCCGCGGGGCGCGGGCUCCGCUCCGCAGGGGGGGGGGGGCGGCUGGAUGCCUGAGCGGCGGGCCCUCCGAGGAGAGCGGCGGCGCGCUCGCAGCGCCGGUGAUAUGCAGGGCGCGCCGCCGCCUGGCGGCGUGCCUCUGCUGCCGUUCGGUGCCCCCGGGUUGCCGGGCCUGGGGGCGCCGAUGCUGGGCGCGGCGGCGCCCAUGCAGAUGGCGGGCAUCGACCCCUCCACAGCGCAGGCGCUGCUCCUGCUCCAGCAGACGCAGCAGCAGCAGCUGAUCCAGCAGCAUCAGCAGGCCAUGUUGCCCCAGGCCCAGCAUGCGAUCGGGAUGCUGGCGUCGCAGUACACGCUGCAGGCCGCCCAGGCAUACGACCAGAGCGUGUCCCAGACCAUCGACCCGGAGAUCACGGAGUUGGCACACAAGUUCAAGCUCGACGAGCGCAUCACCAGGGACCUGGACGUGCAGAUGAAGAAGCGGCAAGGCACUUUCGAAGACGACAUGAAGGCGCUGUGGGAGAUCCUGGAGGGUGCCAGGAACCCGGCGGGGCUCCUGAGGGUGAAGAUCCGCGAGAUGGAGGGGACGAGGGCGCCUUUCGGGGCACCGCCACGCCCGACCGGGAGGUGGAGGACCGACCUGGCGAAGAAGUUCUCGCUCGACGCCCAGGCGGCGGCCAAGCUGGCCGAGGUCUUGUCGAAGCGCGACAACCGCAGCAAGGACCUGAGGCAGAUCGCGAAGCACCUCGAGCUGUCGAACAAGCCGUCCUCGCUGGUGAUGCUGAUGCUGAAGGUUUGGUGGGACCGUGCCGAGUGGGAAGGAGAAUUACAGAAGCACCCCCACGAGGGAGGGACGGUUGCCGAACCGUUGGACUUCGGCGCGUACUUGUCGGACCACGAGGAACACAUUGCCGAGCGUGCCCCGCUACCAGUAGACCAUGAGACGAGAAGGGCGGCUGCGCAAGAUAAGCAGGAUAUGCGUAGAUCGUGCAGGAAAUCUAAGAAGCGCAGAGCCGAUCCGAAGUGGGGAGUUCUUGUGGAGCUCAUUUGGACGGCCCUCGACCCUGGAGUCAACCACGAGCGCCCUGGGGCCCUGAGCAGAGGCGUGAGUCUGUUGGACGGCAGCUACGGCGGCGCAAAUGCGUUUGCAAGCACUAGACUCCGCGACACCGCCCACCCGAUCGCGGGGGGCUUCCACGACCUAGCCAUCAACGCGCUUAUGGGCGACUCGAGUAAGCUCCACACGAUGCGGCAAGGAGACCAAGGGAUGGCUGGAGAGAAGAGGCGCAGCUGCGACGCAAUGAGAGUUGCGCGGCGGCUGCGUGGCAUCUCCUGGGGCCUGGGCACUAGGGAUAGGAUUGAGCGCGCUGUGUUCAUUGCUUUUGCGUUGGGGGCAGGGACUUCCCCCGGCUUGCUGCAGUCCGUGAAGAAGUCGACGGGCGGUUUCCCGAACGUCAGUCUGACCUGGCCAUGUUCUUGUGAGGCCUUGCAGAAUGGAGACGGCAGCCCAAAGGGCGGUGCUCCUGGGGUGGGCCAACCGCAGUCCGCAUUCGAGCAGAUCAUCCAGGGCACCGUGACCGUGCUCCCUCCCACGCCUGUGAUGGACGAGCGCUGCAGGACGCCGUCUCCAGCGCUGAUGUGCCAGCAGAUCAGCUCCCAGCUCAUGACAGCCGUAUCCUACCUGAUGUGCCAGUAG